AUGAACAUAACCUACAACAGUCCCAUCCUGUUGAUUCAGGGCAUUGACAUUCCCCAUCGUUUCAUUUACCCAGCAUUUGCCCUGCUUUUGGUCAUCUACCUGAUCAUCCUGACCACCAACUUAGGGGUCAUGCUGCUUAUUUUGAUGGACAGGAGCCUUCAGCAGCCAAUGUACCUGCUGUUCUUCAGCCUGUCCUUCAACGACGUCCUGGGGAACACGGUGGUUCUGCCUCGAUUGAUGUUGGACAUCGUCUCCACCAACCCGUCCAUCAGCUACUCCUGGUGUGUCUCCCAGGCCUUCUUCAGCCAAGCUUAUAGCACGUCCUGCCACACGGUGAUGAUGAUCAUGGCCUUUGACAGGUAUUUGGCCAUAUGCCACCCUCUGAGGUACACCUCCAUCAUGAGCCCCACCAUGGUGGCUAAGCUGACUGUGUCCGCCUGGAGCACAUCGAUCGCCGUGAACUCCAUCCCACUGGGCCUCGCAGUACGGCUAACACGCUGCCGUUCCAUUAUUCUUAAUGCCUUCUGCGACAUUGCAUCUCUGUACAAGCUCUCCUGCCAGGACUUGAGCAUUAAUAACAUCACUGGGCUUACCUGCAGUAUCAUACUCAUUGGAUUGUCCAUCGCCAGCGUGGCCUUCACAUAUUUCAGGAUCCUGAUCAGCUGUGUCUCCAAAAAGAAGAAGGAGCUCAACAGAAAGGCCAUGCAGACUUGCGCCUCCCAUCUGGUCCUCUAUCUGAUCAUGCUCUGGUCCGGAUACCUCAUCAUCAUUUUGCAUCGUCUUCAGAUUCACAACGGCUACCGGACGUUGGCGGGACUUCUCCAUCUCAUCAUUCCCGCCAAUAUGAACCCCAUCCUAUAUGCUAUACAGACCAAGGAACUAAGGACCAAGAUUGGGCAGAUACUUUAUUCAAAAGGCACCUGCAGGGGGCUGAUCACCAAAGCAGAAGGGGUAGAGGAUUUUAGGGAGUGGAUGAUGACGGACCCUCAGAACACCCAGUCCCACCAGUCCCACCAUGUGUAG
Messenger RNA from Conger conger (European conger), 1023 nucleotides. Its product is annotated as putative gustatory receptor clone PTE01. Gene Ontology annotation, biological process: G protein-coupled receptor signaling pathway. The coding region runs from base 1 to 1023 and encodes 340 amino acids. The record is from RefSeq and is a predicted model, not a curated record. Gene Ontology annotation, cellular component: membrane. NCBI's taxonomy places the organism in Eukaryota, Metazoa, Chordata, Actinopteri, Anguilliformes, Congridae. The transcript has 2 exons. Gene Ontology annotation, molecular function: olfactory receptor activity.